GCGGACGGACGGCGCUGAAACGCAUCAGACGUUUUGUUCCUGUCACGUGACCCUUUGACCAGGAAGGCGGCAGGUUGCGUGGUGGAAACACAACCAACAAUCUAAAGUACCAUUAGCCAUGUGGCUGGACUAGAGGCACAGUGAUGCCAGCUGCAGAGCAUGUCCGUCUGGGUAGGAAGCGCACCCUGCCCCCGUGCCCCAACCCCCUCUUCCUCCAGUGGCUGUCAGAGCUGCGGGACCAGGCGGCAGAGAAGGGACAGAAGACCCAGUACGUUUAUCAGAAGGCUAUCAGUUCAUUGAAGAAGUACCCCCUCCCCCUCCAGAACGCUCGAGAGGCUAAGAUUCUACAGAACUUUGGAGACGGAAUCUGCAAGAUACUGGAUGAGAAGUUACAGAGGCAUUACAGAGAGAACGGUCCGGACGCUCCCAUCCACUCCCUUCCCAGCGGUGUGACAGUGGCCCCUAGUCGCCGUAGCAACAACAACAUGGCUCAGCCCACCAAACAGCCCUCUAGGAAAGAGAGGGAAGGAGGGAGGAGGAAGAGGGAAUAUGUGCCCCAGAAGAGGUCUGGUGGAUAUGCUGUUGAAAACUCCCAGAUCUUUUGGGUCUGA
Oncorhynchus nerka (sockeye salmon) is the source of this 611-nucleotide messenger RNA. RefSeq names its product crossover junction endonuclease MUS81-like. Gene Ontology annotation, cellular component: nucleus; Holliday junction resolvase complex. NCBI's taxonomy places the organism in Eukaryota, Metazoa, Chordata, Actinopteri, Salmoniformes, Salmonidae. The record is from RefSeq and is a predicted model, not a curated record. The transcript is spliced from 4 exons. Gene Ontology annotation, molecular function: crossover junction DNA endonuclease activity; 3'-flap endonuclease activity. The coding region runs from base 144 to 611 and encodes 155 amino acids. Gene Ontology annotation, biological process: double-strand break repair via break-induced replication; resolution of meiotic recombination intermediates; DNA catabolic process.